Anastrepha obliqua is the source of this 807-nucleotide messenger RNA. Its product is annotated as 39S ribosomal protein L30, mitochondrial-like. The record is from RefSeq and is a predicted model, not a curated record. Gene Ontology annotation, molecular function: structural constituent of ribosome. The transcript has 2 exons. Gene Ontology annotation, biological process: translation. Gene Ontology annotation, cellular component: large ribosomal subunit; mitochondrion. Bases 295 to 711 code for a protein of 138 amino acids. NCBI's taxonomy places the organism in Eukaryota, Metazoa, Arthropoda, Insecta, Diptera, Tephritidae.
CCAUUCCCAUCAUUAACACUAAACUCAAGUACUUAAUUUUUGUUUUCAUUUGCAGGCAUCCGGCAACACCAUACUGUUGUAAUUCCAAUCUUCUUCUUGUUCGCGCUUAAAAUUGGAAUGUGAUUGCAUAGGCAAAUUAAUUUGCAUUUAAUUUUAAUAGAUAUAAUUAGAAUAUUAGCAUAAAAAUCGGUACAAACACGCGUGGGAGUAUAUAUUUGGUGAAUUUUAGUGAAAUGUUAAAAAAUAUAGAGUGUAAUGUGGCAAAUUAUAGUGAAGUUCCCAAGGGCAUUUUGAAUGACGCCUGAUCAUGAAGAUCCACCGGUGGAACCAGCUAAAUUAUUUCGGGUACAACGUAUUAAACCUGUUAAAGGGAACCCUUUUUGGGAGAAGCGUAUUCUGAAAGAUCUCGGACUUGAUGGCAAGCAAAGCGACUUCACAGUACUAAAGAACAUACCAGAUGUGAAUGCAAUGCUGUGGAAAAUAAAGCAUUUGAUCAAAGUGACGCCCGUUACUUUCCCGUAUGGUGAACCAACAGCGAAUGACCUCAAACACACAAUACUUAAGGAGAAUGGUGAAUGUAUUGUAACAAAAGAAAUUGGCCCUGUCGUAGAGCGAUUGGAAGCUGCUGAAGCAUUCGAAACCGAUCCAAACCGUCUAGACACUGAUUUAUUAAAACGUGAUGCACGUAUGAAAUGGCUUAAUCCAUGGUAAAGCAAAAACGCCAUGUUAUUUAAAAUAUAGAAAUGUAUGAUACUUUAAUGUAAGAAAUGCUUAAAAUUAACUAAUAAACCCUGGGUUUUCAAUUAA